AUGCCUUAUCACCAUGAACUGUCAUACGAAAGCGGUCCUGAUAUUAUGUGGUUUCAUGGAGCUGAACCUGUUCUACGUGAUCUAAACUUAACAGAGGAUGAAGCUUUGAAAUUGUUGAGUACAGUACAUGAAGAUGAAUGUAAGUAUAGUUUUUAUCAAAUCUUAUCAGUAAAAAAGAGAGAUACAAGGUAAAUAUUAACCAGUACGAAAUCAGUACUAGCCAUUUAUUGUUAAACGAUCAUAUAUAUCGUAUAUUAUUUUAGUCAGUUCAAACUUCCACAUGUACUUUGAGUUAUCGAUAGCAACAUUCGCCGUGAUUGCCAACACUUUUUUAUUAUUUAUAAUGAAUAAGCAUAAACAACAGUACAAAUCAUUGCUUUUUAUUCUACGACUAGCCAUGUGUGUAGACUGUUACAUGGCUCUGGUGACUAUAAACUGCCAACCAGUGGUGCAUGUUACAUAUGGGUACUUUUCUUGCUAUUGUGCUAAUAAGUUCUUGCCAAACAAUAUUUAUUUAAAGAGUUUUCUGAUGACACUACAGGGAUCGGCCAUUAUGUCUACGGUCAUUUGGCUGCCCAUUCAGUUUGCUUAUCGUUAUCAUUUUAUUGCACAGUAAGUUUAGAGGUUUGGCGAUAAUUUUAAUUUAUCUUUUUAUAAUAUUUUGUAAAAUAAUUUUAAAAAAUUAAACGUUUUAUUUUUAGUGGCCGAUCACCCUCAAUACAUAG
Messenger RNA from Bursaphelenchus okinawaensis, 725 nucleotides. The record is from the annotation of a GenBank genome assembly. Lineage: Eukaryota; Metazoa; Nematoda; Chromadorea; Rhabditida; Aphelenchoididae.